UCCUAAAGCAUCAAGCAAAAGUACUAAAAACACAUAACAAAAACCAUCACUCAUUUUUUCUUACAUUCUAUCAAGUGAUAAAAAAAAACAACUUUUAAGCAACUAUGGCUAGCUCAGCUUUUGUGAAAUUCACUUGUGCACUUGUUAUGUGCAUGAUGGUGGCUGCACCACUAGCUGAGGCCAUAACUUGUGGCCUGGUGGCCAGCAAACUUGCCCCCUGCAUUGGCUACUUGCAGGGAGCCCCCGGCCCCUCGGCCGGCUGCUGCGGUGGGAUUAAGGGCCUCAAUAGCGCGGCUGCCUCCCCUGCUGACAGGAAAACUGCAUGCACUUGCCUCAAAUCUGCUGCUGCUUCCAUGAAGGGAAUCAAUUAUGGAAAGGCCGCUAGUCUCCCUAGACAAUGUGGUGUCAGUAUUCCCUACGCCAUUAGCCCUAACACCAACUGCAACGCCAUUCACUAAACGGAGUAAUAUUGAAGUUGAACAUGAUAAAGAUGGAGCUACCUAGGAGUGGCCCAGCUUAUUAGUAGAGCGUAUAAUAAUAAAAAGUUACUUGUAUUUCCAGUUUCAUGCAUGCACCUUUUGUACUUCAAUUAGUUUUUACAUUAUGAUAUUACUACUACAACUA
Beta vulgaris subsp. vulgaris (sugar beet) is the source of this 624-nucleotide messenger RNA. Its product is annotated as non-specific lipid-transfer protein. The transcript has 2 exons. Gene Ontology annotation, molecular function: lipid binding. The record is from RefSeq and is a predicted model, not a curated record. Bases 105 to 458 code for a protein of 117 amino acids. NCBI's taxonomy places the organism in Eukaryota, Viridiplantae, Streptophyta, Magnoliopsida, Caryophyllales, Amaranthaceae. Gene Ontology annotation, biological process: lipid transport. Gene Ontology annotation, cellular component: membrane.